Messenger RNA from Cavia porcellus (domestic guinea pig), 4083 nucleotides. RefSeq lists its product as uncharacterized. The record is from RefSeq and is a predicted model, not a curated record. NCBI's taxonomy places the organism in Eukaryota, Metazoa, Chordata, Mammalia, Rodentia, Caviidae. The transcript has 3 exons. The coding region runs from base 3268 to 3930 and encodes 220 amino acids.
UAAGAAAAUCACAACAAUGGAGCUGGAUGUGUAGCUCAGUGGUAGAGCACAUGCAUAAAAGAACCUGGGUUCAGCCCCUACGACAAAAAAGGAAGUGAGGAGAAAGAAAUUUCAGGGUAUCUUCAGAAUAUUUCAGAUCUUUAAAGCAAGUCGAGUAUAUUGUAGUACUGAUUAUCUGCUUAUAACUUGCAAGUAGGUGUAAGGCCGAUCAGCAUGCAAUUACAACAGAGUCAGGGACACAGUUAGCUAAUGUCUCAAUAAUGCCCUGUAACAAAAAACUACAACUGCACAGCAGUGUACAGUAGAAAGUAUUUACUUAGCCCAUGAGUUUGCACAUCAGUGGCUGAUUUGGGCAGGGCUCCAGCCUAUGUACCUCUCUCCUUCCUCCUGACCUGGACCAUGUCUGUGGUGGGGCAACAGAGAGCAAGACCAGGCAUAGAGCUGUAUGUCCUGGUUUUGGUCAUUUCACAGCUGCCAACCUUCCAUGGCCAAAGCACAGAGCAGGGCCAAACCCAGAGCCCCAAGGAUUGGAGCAGGCUCCACGUGCUCAGUGGAGGGAACUACAGAGACACAGGGACCAAGAGUGGAUACACGGGGGAUUGUGAGAUUAGAGUUGUGCUUGGGUUCUACCUGCCUCUGCAGUGUCUGCUAACUUAGGCCCUCAGUACUCCAAAACCACAGAGCCAACUUGCCUGCUGCAAAGCCUUCUAUGUUGCCUCAUAGCUGUGUGGCCCUGAGCAAGUGAGCUGGCUUCUCUGAGGCCUGAGUCCUCUCCUGUCACUGCAGAUGAGGUGCUAUCUGGUGAGUACAUGGCUAUGCUUGGAAGCCAGGUCUGGGUCACAGAAGAGCUGCACAUGCUGUGAUCAGAGUGUCUCUGUGUCUGCAGGGGCCAGGCUCUUGGACUGCAGUAGAUACCAAAACCACCGAAAGGGUAUAGACAAGGGAGGGAAAUUCCUGUGUUCCACCAUUAUUUCUGACUUAAAAGAUAGCAUAUUCAAUCCAGAAAAAGAGGCAAAUAUUUUACAGGACAAUUAAGAACACAUCCAAUUGUUUGCAUUCAUAUAGCAUUUGGCACACAAACUGAGUUGUUUAUGUAAUAUUAUCUUAUUCUAUUACCAGUUAAAAAGUCUGAAAUGUGUUAGUCUCACUGAGCUGAAGCCAAGCUGUGGAUAGAACAUCCCAGGCAGGGCUCCCUUUCUCAGGGCUGUGAGCCAGAGCUCAUUUCCUCCCUUCUGGCUUCCCAGGGCUGCCCCUUUCGUGUCUCCCACUUCUUCCUCCAGCCACAGAGCCGGCAGUGCAGCCCCCUGCCAUCCUCCCAUCCCUCUCCACCUUCCCAUCUGCUUCACUGACUUCUCCCCUCCUGCUUGCUCCCACAGCCCCUUGUGAGGACACGGGGAAUACCCAGCCCCUGCAGGAUCAGGUACCUAUCUCCGGACCUGCUUUACUCACACCCCCAAAAGGCUCACUGCCCUGUGUGCCCCACAUCCACUCCACCCUCCCUCCCUAUUUCCUCUUUCACUACUUCCCUCUCUUUUUUUCUCCUUCCAUUUCUCUACUUUUCUCUUUUUUUAAAAAAAGUAAGAAUUACACUAAUCACAUAUCUUUGAAAUCUUUUCACUUUGCAGAGUUGGAAAUUAUUUUCUUAAAUUAUUCUUCAACAUGAGUUUGAGGUUCUGGGUAACACAGUAAGGCUAUAGAACGUUUUAGUGACUGUGUCUUCUAAAUGUAUUUUAGGAUGUUUCUGUUCAUUCCAGAUAUACUCUCAUGUGUACUUUGCCCUUAAAUCUCUGUACACAUCUCUGCUCACUUGCUUGGAAGAAAUUUCUCAUUACGGAAGUGCUGUAAGCAAAGGACUCCGCUGCUAUUGUGACUUCUGUGUGACAUCUAGUGCUAACUAGUGCCAGAAUGAUACCUUUUGGCUUUGUGACAGCUCCAUUUCUUACAGAAGCUCCCUCUGAAGCUGCUGUCCCCACUUUAGCAGGCCGGUGUCUCACAAAGGAGGGCUCUGCCCACCUUAUUGCAGCAAGUGUGAGUCAAGGCCUGACCAGAAGGGCUCAUUUCGCCUAAAGGAAACAGCAUCUGUCCCAAUGUGUUGAGCAUCAGUGGCCUUUCACAUGGAAAUCCCGUCCAGGUGGGUGCCUCUUCUAACCCUCAUGUUUGUACACUGCUGCUGCCUUUUUACAAUGUCCUCAUGUGUGUUUGAUGUGAGAUACUGUUUCUGAAGGAAAACAGAGGAGAUGGUCACAUGGAUCUCAAUGGGCCAUUAUACUGUCCCCAAAGGCUGGCAGAGAGGCAGGGUACACUGAGAGUGCCAGAGCCAACAUGGAGGACAAGUGUCAUUGUUCUGGUGAGCUGGCAGCUCAGAACUUGGCAGGUGGGGAUGGAGGAGGGGUGGAAUGCGGUGACCAUGGAAACUGCAGCAGAAGAGCUUGGCACUGAGAGCCAGGCCCAUCUCAUAGGUGAGACUUCCUGGCUCUUGGACCAAGACAUCUGUGUGAAGAUGCAGUGAGGGCUGCUAGGAGCCGUGUCCAUCAGCCCUGCUGGCCCAGUUAGUGGCCCAUCCUCCUGCUCUGUCACCAGGUCCUGGAAGGCCCCACGCUGCUUAGUGGGGGCUGUGUCCUUCAUGCUUGUGUAUCCUUUUUAUUGUGGUAAAAGUGACAAUCUACAAUUUGCCUUUCUAACCAGAUUUGUGUAUAGCGCAGCAACACUUAAGUAUGUUCCCAUAGUUAUGUGACCAUCAUCACCAUCCAUCUCCAGACCUUCUCACCUUCCCCAUAGGAAACUCUGUUGCCAUGAACUCUCACCUCCAGUUCCUCCAUGUCCCCAGGCCCUGGCCACCACCACCUGCCUGUUUCUGGAGUUCACUCUCCAGGGAUCCUGUGAAGGGAAUCACACAGGACUGGAUCUUUUCUGCCUGGCUUCUGUCACUCAGUGCGAUGUUCUCUUCGUUUUUUCUCUUUUGCAGCACAGGACAAAGAAUCCUACUUGUGUCCACGUUCCCUGUUAACAUCCCAGAGAUGACAACUUUUAUCGUCUACAUAAAUAGGCACUGUGUGCCGUGUGUUUUUACGUAAUCCUGUGUCAUAUAGCCUUUCCUUAAUUUUCAUCGAAAUGGAGCCAUGUCUACAGUCUUCUCCAGCUGAUAGUUGUACCUAGCAAAAGGUGGGUCAUCACUUUUUGUCGGUCUCUUCCUGGUGGUUGGACAUUUCUCUCUCCUUGUUGAAUGUUUCCUGUUCUCUGAAGAAUAUUUACUGUUCCAUCUCCCAAAUGUGGAAAAGGAUCCGUAACUCCCGUCGUUUUCCUGGAGUGAAGCAAUACUUCUACGCCCUGACUGUCCUGUUUAGUGCUAUGGCCUGGGUGUUCAGCGUUAUCCUAGUAACCAGUGUAUUCUGGCGAGUGUGGGAAUUUGACAGCCAGGUCGUUCCCAUUGCCUUCAUUGGCCUUUGGAAGGCUCAGUACUAUCUCAGGUCGAAUGACUCUGGCUUAGUGCGUGAUAUGCUAAUAGACUCAAAUAUCCACAGUGGGUGGACCCAUGCAGUUGAGCUUGAAUAUGCAAAGGAUCUAAUAGUGCUGGUGAAUUUUAUGCAGCCAGUGACCCUGAUAUUCUGCCUAGUGGCCUUUCUGGUCAGCACGUCGAAGCGCACCUACUCAGCUUUUGUACGACUCUAUUCCAGAAGCUCAGCCCUCCUUCUUUUACUCAACUCUGUCUUUGUGGCUGUGGCUGUGGGCUGGAACUACAUCAUGGACAUUUCUGGCCAAAGCACCCUUGAUUUCCCACUAGAGAUUCCUGUUAACAAAGAGGAUGUGAUCAAAAAACACUUAUCCCAUGUGUUCCCACUGGGGAUUGUCACUGCUGCUCUGUCCCUCCUCAAUGCCAUCCUAUGCUUUUGGACCAUGACCUUCCUAAGGGCCAAGUCAGUAAAAGUGUGAGAUGUUUAUUAAAUCUCAUAGGAAAGCAUGGGACUGAGGGCUGAGAUAUAUGGGAAGUCCUGAGUGCAGGGUGCUUGAAAAAAUUACUAUGCAGGUGUGUACUUGGAGUGUUCAUGUCCUCACUGCAAAUAAAAUCUGUGCUUUGGUUUGUCA